Messenger RNA from Schistosoma margrebowiei, 2520 nucleotides. The record is from the annotation of a GenBank genome assembly. Lineage: Eukaryota; Metazoa; Platyhelminthes; Trematoda; Strigeidida; Schistosomatidae.
UUUGUUUAUCUGCUUCGUUUCAAUGAAAACUGCUUUGUACUCUGUAACCCGCCGUUUUGUCUUUUCCCGAAUCCAGUGGAAUUAAUCAUUCUAGGUUUGUGUGAAAGCUGACUAAAUCCUAUACUACAAAGUUUAAACAGUAUUUCCAUAUCAGUCAGGCUACAGCUAGUGCUCAGAUCAUUAAAACGUUUCGACGAAUUAGCAUCAUAAAUAUUCAAAUGCCUUCAGACCUCUCUGGCUAUGUUUGCGUGGUUACAGGAGCUAGUCGCGGUGUCGGCCAAGGUAUAGCUAUCGGCCUUGGUAAGGCAGGAGCUACCGUUUACCUUACUGGAAGAACUCUUUCAGAAGAAAAUGGUAAAGGAGGAGUUAGUCUCCGUGAUACUGCCCGUAUUAUUAAUGCAUCAGGUGGAAAAGCAAUCACUGUUGCUGUGGAUCAUUCUGAUGAUACACAAGUUGCAGGACUAUUUUCUCGUAUUCAUAAAGAACAAUGUGGUCGUUUAGAUAUAUUUGUAAAUUGUGCAUUUAGUGCAACUGAUUAUUUAUUGGAUAAUAAUAAUUCACCAUAUUGGGAAUCUAAACUUCGUCCAAAUGAAGAAUGGGAUUUAAUUAAUCGAGUUGGACUUCGUAAUGCAUAUAUAUGUAAUGUAUUAGCUACACGUAUGAUGAUAAAAUGUCGUGAAGAAUCAAUGGAUUUAACAAGGAAUAAUGAUGAAAAUGCAUAUAAUCAUUCUAAUAGUAUAACAACUUCACUUAUUCAUAAUAAACCAUUACCUACAGGAUUAAUUGUAAACAUUUCUAGUUUCGGUGGAAUUACAAGGAUAUUUAAUGCUGCAUUUUGUGCAGGUAAAUCAUCUUUGGAUCGACUUAGUCAAGAAAUGGCACGUGAUCUGAAAAAACAUAAUGCAAAUAUUAGUAUUGUCAGUAUUAUACCUGGACUUAUACAAACAGAAUCAGUUGUUUCAGCCUAUGAAAGUGGCAAUUCAGUUAAACUGUUUGGAUAUGAUGCCAGUUUAAGAAUGGGUAAAUUUUAUAUUAAUAAUUAUUUUCAAGUUUCUUAUUGAAUGCAUUUAGAAAUUAUUUGAACGUUAGCUAAAUGAUUAUUCGUUUUGUUUCUGAAGUUAACAGCAGUGCUCACCUGCAACCUUACACAAUAUUGAGCGUAUAAUCCUUAGAUCAUGUUGAUGUCAGUCUGUGAUUCGAACAGCCCACAAUUUAUACAAAAUCGUCUCCUGAAAGCUAACUAACUUGAAAAUAAAAUAUUGUUGCUAUGCCAGCUCCUGUUCUUGGUGAUGUAAUUGCAUAUUUAGCUCAACAAUCAAAUAAUAAAAAAUUACUUCAACAUUCUGGUCAUUGUUUAUUUGCUCCUGAUUUAGCUUCAGAAUUUGGUAUAAAAUCAUAUGAUGGUUAUAAUUUUACAAAUUUACGUUCUAUUAAAGGAUUAUUACAAUUAAUUGGUUGGAAACAUUUAGCUAUUUUAUUUCCAGGAUUUAUUAAAAUCCCUUAUUGGUUAAUUGCUAUAGUGACAUCGAAAUUUUAAAGUAUCCUGUUAUUAGUGAUAGUUUAUCUUUUAGCAUUUAACUCAUUUGAGACUCUUUUUUUAUUAACAUAAUGCAUAUGAAAUAGAACUAUAUUCAUUCGUCUACUUAUAUAAUUUAUCAAUAGUAUGAUAAACUUUUGCAAUACUCCUUUUUUCAGUUGUUUUUUUUUCUUAAAAUAAUAAUUUCUUUGUAUUGAUAAACUACAAUCUCUUUUCCUGUGCUAAUGUGGUAUGGCAACUCGAACUGAUGUACGUACGUACGAAGUUCUACGUUGUUACUGACUGACAAUCUCUUUUCAAUUAACGCUAAUAUUUGAUUAUUUAUUAUUGUCUUUAUUACUAUGUAUUAUUAUUAACAAUACUAUUAUGACUAUUGCUGUUUUACUGUGUUCACAAGGUUGUAUACACUGCUCAAUGUUUUCAAUAUUUAUAUCUUUAUUGUUCAACUGUGAAAUGAUAAAGGCAGCAAUUUUCAAAUUUCUUUCUGUUAUUCGGUAAAAAAACAGAUCCAUUUACCUCAUUAUUGUCUAUAAUCAUUAUAUGUAUACUUUUUUUAGUCUUCAUGAUCCAUCAUCUUCUUUAUAUUGAAUGGUCAUCAUCAUAGAUCUUUUUCAUUUCAUAACAAAUUGUUAUUAUAAUCUUGAUGGAAUUUUGUUCUGUGUGCUGGAUGGUUUAGAGCUUUCAUCGUUCUUUUGAACGACAUCAUCGAAUUUCUCCACAUAUGCUUCACAGCUUGUCCUGUAAACUUCGAUGUUGAUUGGUUCUUAUUAUAAUCGUAUAAUUUUCAGUUAACAAUAAUAUCAGUUAUUGUUCAUCAUACAAGUUGUUUACGUUUAUUACCUAUUAUCUUACUUGUAUAUGUAUGACAAGUUUUUUUGUUGUUGUUUACUUUCUAUUGUUUUAUUUCAUUAUCAUUGUGGUUAAAUUUGUAUUAUAUAAAUUUCCGUUAACAAAACAACUAUUACGAAAUAAGUUCAUUCCCC